GCCCAGCUGUGCAGGCGUGAUCCUAUUGUGCCAAGCCACCAGUAGCAGUGCCAUCCUUAUUAAGCAAGGUCACGUGCGAUUAUUUACUUCAGCAGGGAAUAACAGGAAGAACAACGAUAAACAUCCACCAUUUUGUUUCGUUGUGCUACAGAAGAGAAUUCGUAUGUGGGUGUCCAUCGCAGGCCGAGGUAAUAAGCACUGGCCUUGAUGUGAUGAGCUGAGAAUCCGGUGUAUAUCGUGACUGAAGACACAAGAAGGACGCUGGGAAACCACGACAAUAUUACUUCAGGGAACUGGAUGGUUUUAAGCAACACUUCUUCAAAUUGUAGUCUGGGAAGUGACAACGAAAAAGUCCUCAUCCACCGAGUAAAGGAGUUCAUACCGGCAUGACAACGAGGAACUAGUUUGUUAAGUGUAUAAACUGACUUUCUCUCAGGUGCGAUGCUCAAUACUGCCCUGACAACGACGCUCCUUAUCAGCAAGUGUAUUGGCGGACAGUAGCGUGACAGCAACGAGCAAAUCUUUGAAGCAUGCGUUCUGAUUGUGGCAUGACAAUGACGACUGAACUUGUUAGGUGUGUAAGCUGACAGUGGCAUGACACCCCCCCAGCCGUCAACUACCGAGCACGUGACGAGAGACGGGAUACGUACCCCUCAUUUCUACAAGUGACGGGGGGCAGGACAGGAAGUGACGUGGGUGGCGUGGGCUGAGCUUGUCUUCACUACUACACCACCACCAUUACUCUCCCACUAGAACUUAUCGCAGUCACAGCACACCGCCACUAUUGGACCCCAGAAACCAACUUACUUUUAGCUGUGGUAUUAUAAACCCUGAAGCCCAUCACUUAAAGAACUGGAACUUGUUUAUAUAAUUUGGGAUGUGACAAUUUGUGAUCUGGCAGUCGCUUCUGGCUUUAAAACUCUUAUCUGAAGGGGGUGCAGAUACUUGCCAUAGUGAUACUUAAGAGUGAGGAUACUUGCCAUAGUGUGGAUACUUAAAAGUGCGGAUAUUUGCCAUAGUGUGGAUACUUAAGAGUGCGGAACUUGCCAUAGUGUAGAUAUUCGUUAUACUGCGGAUAUUAAAUGAAAUGACGUUACGGAUGCGACAUUGAACAAUACGCAACCAAACCCCUCCUGGGCCAGUUGUCGAACCCGUGUCUGUGAGGUUAGGGCACAAAAAUGACGCUACAGAGUGAAAAGUGACGGAAUGUAAAGAAAAGUUUGGAUCAAUAAUGAAGAUUUACAUGAAGCAGCUCAAGUGACACAUAAUUAACUUUAGUGACGCAAAAGUACCGCAAUGAUGCAAAAGUCCAGAAAUUACGCCAAACUAACGCACAAUAACGUAAGUGCAGCGAAAACGACAUAAAACCAAACAAAUGUAAUAAAGGCGAAAGCAACACAGAACGAUGGAAAAGUAACGCAGACGUAAAAGUGACGCAAUAAAAUCAAAAGUAGCACAGACGCAAUAAUAAAAGACGUAAAAGUGAUAAAGACGCAAUAAUAGAAGUCGCAAAAGUAAAGCAAAGACGGAAAAGUGAAGCCAAGAGAGACAGAGAGUGAUGAGUCUUGGUAAUUGUCUCUAACUCACAGCUCAUCAUCAUGGACGGCUGGACCACCUGUCUCUUGCUCUUUCUGGCCUUUCAGCUGGUGCACACCGACGACCCCCAGCUGGCUGAAGACUGCCGUGUUUAUCAUCUCGAGAACUACACGGAUCACCACCAGUCUCCGCCAGUGCCCUUCCGUGACCACCUCGAAGUAUCAAUGUUUGUGGAGUCGGCAGGACAACCACCCAGCUUCGUGCAAAUACACCUGAAAAGUGACAAUGAGACGGUGGAAGUGUUCAUCAACAGAGACAGUGAAGUGACCGUGAGAAUUGGGGGGAAGCAGAAAGUCAAAAAACGCCUUCUCUUGAACACCACAACUCCGCCCCUCAACUCCUGGUUCACGCUAGUCCUGGACCUACAUAGUGAUACACUGAUUAUUUUUAGGCCCGAGGACAGACUGCAUCAGCUGGAGGUUAAUGUGCGCUUGGGAGACAACGUGAUGGCCCAAGUUGCCGGAGAUCUUCACGUGGUCUUUAAUUGCAUGACAGGUUGUAUGGUUCACGACAAAACCUCGCCCUGGUUCGGUCAAGAUCUUGGAGUCUUGUCAUCCUUGACUCUGUAUGUGAGUCCAGAAGAAGGGGGUCAGCACCCUGUGGUAGUGGUAGAGCCCUUCAACUCCUUCAGCCAAGACCCUUCCGACAAGGUUGUGGCGAACGUGACUGCCGAGGACCCCGCACUGUGGUACAAGGUAGUGCUGCAGCAGGAUUCAGAGAACGAGGCAGGUGUUGAUGGCACAGGCCGCGGGGAACACAGGGUGAGGAUAACGCUGUCGAAGAACAAGUCGUACAGCAUCACCAACGUCACCAACGCGUUGUGGACAUUAUGGUGUUUCCCGGACAAGGCAAAAGAGGCGAUCAAACCCAGCAUAAGAGGAUCACUGGGCGGGGAAGGAGACUACAAGGAGGACGACGACGAUGACGACCACGAUGAAGAUAAUGACAAAUUAGAGGGAGCAGGGGCGGGACAGGUACUGGCGUGGGUGCUAGUGGGCUUGGCACUGUUCAUAGUGAUGGUUUUGGCAAUGAUACUCUGCACCAGGAUGGGAUCACCAGCAGGGAAUCAUGGUGACUUCACGCCCUCUGUCGGUGUCGUCAGUCAGCGCUACGCCAACAGUCCAGAGAGCCACAGAGAGGCCGAGGAAGAUAGUGAGCCUGGGUCCCCUAUGUUGACGGUGCCUCCAGUCAACCACAGACUACCUCAGCAGGACCACUACUCCACCAAGGUGCUCUGAGGCCCCCUUCCUCCGACUCUCUCAAGAGGACCAUUACUACUCCACCAAGGUGCACCGAGUCCUCACUGACUCUCUCAAGAGGACCACUACACCAAGUU
Molecule: messenger RNA, 2932 nt
Organism: Homarus americanus (American lobster)
Lineage: Eukaryota; Metazoa; Arthropoda; Malacostraca; Decapoda; Nephropidae
Exons: 9
Coding region: 1599-2834 (411 amino acids)
Source: RefSeq, a predicted model, not a curated record